AUGAUAAAUGUUGCGUAUACGAUUGUGACAGCGAAACCCCUUUUUCCUGGUUCGGACGCUCCAGGGAUGAUUCUCCAUUCAAAACAUUUAGAUAAGUUCAGAACAACCUCCCCCAAAGGUUCUGAGUGUGCGGAUGCUUGUGAUGAGGAAAGCCUCUAUAGGGCCCGUUCCUGUUUGAUGGAAAGGAUCCACUCGCUGAAUGAAAUUUCUUUCCAUGCUCGUAAGCAUGCUAGUAUUCUUGUUGGGAAGCAACUAAAGUUCGAAGAAGCCUUCCAGGUGUUGAAAGGGAUGCAUGUCAUCCAUGAGAAACUGGAGGGAGAGGCAAAGAAUCUUUGUGAAGAAGUGCUUGGUUUAUCGGAAAGAAACAAGUGA
This is a messenger RNA of Lactuca saligna, 372 nucleotides long. The record is from the annotation of a GenBank genome assembly. NCBI's taxonomy places the organism in Eukaryota, Viridiplantae, Streptophyta, Magnoliopsida, Asterales, Asteraceae.